This is a messenger RNA of Echinops telfairi (small Madagascar hedgehog), 1192 nucleotides long. RefSeq names its product orthodenticle homeobox 2 (gene OTX2). The coding region runs from base 247 to 1140 and encodes 297 amino acids. NCBI's taxonomy places the organism in Eukaryota, Metazoa, Chordata, Mammalia, Afrosoricida, Tenrecidae. Gene Ontology annotation, biological process: multicellular organism development; regulation of transcription by RNA polymerase II. Gene Ontology annotation, molecular function: RNA polymerase II cis-regulatory region sequence-specific DNA binding; DNA-binding transcription factor activity, RNA polymerase II-specific. The transcript has 5 exons. The record is from RefSeq and is a predicted model, not a curated record. Gene Ontology annotation, cellular component: nucleus.
UCAGCCUCCACUGUUAUUAAAAAUAAAAAUCGCUAGAGCACUCAUCACUGCUACUCUGAUAGCUGGCUAUUGGGAAUUUUGGAGAAUAAUUUUAUUCCCCCCUCUCCAACUUCCUAUGCGGCUGUAAGUUCCACCACCCCAAACCCACCCAUCAAGGACCCUGAAUCUAUCCACUCCAGGCUCAGCGAGACCUUCCGGCUGGGUCCCCCGAUUUGGGCCGAUUUUGCGCCUCCAAACAACCUUAGCAUGAUGUCUUAUCUUAAGCAACCGCCUUACGCAGUCAAUGGGCUGAGUCUGACCACUUCGGGCAUGGACUUGCUGCACCCCUCGGUGGGCUAUCCCGGGCCCUGGGCUUCUUGUCCCGCAGCCACCCCCCGGAAACAGCGGAGAGAAAGGACAACGUUCACCCGGGCGCAGCUGGAUGUGCUGGAAGCGCUGUUUGCCAAGACCCGGUACCCAGACAUCUUCAUGAGGGAGGAGGUGGCGUUGAAAAUCAACUUGCCGGAGUCCAGGGUGCAGGUUUGGUUUAAGAACCGAAGAGCCAAGUGCCGCCAACAACAGCAGCAACAACAGAAUGGGGGGCAAAACAAAGUGAGGCCUGUCAAAAAGAAGACAUCUCCAGCUCGGGAAGUGAGUUCAGAAAGUGGAGCAAGUGGCCAGUUCACUCCCCCCUCUAGCACCUCCGUCCCUGCCAUUUCCAGCAGCAGUGCUCCCGUGUCUAUCUGGAGCCCAGCUUCCAUCUCCCCACUGUCAGAUCCCUUGUCCACCUCCUCUUCCUGCAUGCAGAGGUCCUACCCCAUGACCUAUACUCAGGCUUCAGGUUAUAGUCAAGGAUAUGCUGGCUCAACCUCCUACUUUGGGGGCAUGGACUGUGGAUCUUAUUUGACCCCUAUGCAUCACCAGCUUCCUGGACCAGGGGCCACACUCAGCCCCAUGGGUACCAAUGCCGUCACCAGCCAUCUCAAUCAGUCUCCAGCUUCUCUCUCCACCCAGGGCUAUGGAGCUUCAAGCCUGGGUUUUAACUCAACCACCGAUUGCUUGGAUUAUAAGGACCAAACAGCCUCCUGGAAGCUUAACUUCAAUGCUGACUGCUUGGAUUACAAAGACCAGACAUCCUCGUGGAAAUUCCAGGUUUUGUGAAGAUCCAUUGAACCUCUUUUUGUGGGUGAUUAAAAAUAAUAAUAAUAAUAAA